AUGUCUGACGUUGAGGAUGAACAAAUUAAUGACGAGGUUGAAGAUCAACAAGUUGAUGAAAAUGAUGAACCAGUCCAAUCAAAUCUUGAUCCUAGUGUUUUAUCACCAUCAUUAAAAUCUCCAACACCAGGAAAACAACAUGGUUUACCAAGUUUACCAAAAACUCUUCUUAAAAAAAAAGAACUUUAUUCUCAAGGAAAACCAUCUAAAUUUGAUAAAGCUAAGCUUAUGAAAUCUGAAGGUAUUGUUCCAAUUCAAUCUGGUUCAAAUAAAUAUGCCUCACAAAAAGGUAUGACUGGUUUUGGAGCUCCACGUGAUGUACUUUAUAAAGAUAAACAUCAAAAUCUUAAAGAAAUUACUGAUGAAAAAAAAAUUGAAAAUCUUCGUGGUUCAACAUGGCUUCAAUCUGGUACAAAUAAAUUUGCUUCACAAAAAGGAAUGACUGGAAUGGGAACACCUCGUGAUGUUAAUUACAAAAGUAAAGGAACUGGUGGUGCAUCUGAAGUUCCAGAAGAAAAAGCUCGUCUUUCUGAUGGUAUUGUUCCACUUCAAAUGGGUACCAAUAAAUUAGCAUCUCAAAAAGGUAUGACUGGACUUGGUAUGCCAAGAAUUGUUGAUGUCAGAAAAACAGAUGAACAAGAUCGUGAAUCACAAGGAUUCAUUCAUCUUCAAAUGGGAACAAAUAGAUUUGCUACUCAAGCUGGUAUGACUGGUUUUGGUAUGCCAAGACAUAAUAUUACAAAAUAUACUGAUGAAGUUAGAGGAGAAAUGCCAAAUGAUGAAUCUGCAAUAUCAAGACAGACUACAGGAUGGAAAGAAGGAGCUAAUCAAGGUGGUAUGACUGGAUUUGGUGCUUUCAGAAAUAAUACAAUUAUUACACUUCAAGGUCAAGAUCAAAGAUCCCAAGGAAUGAUUCCAUAUCAAAUGGGUGUAAACUUUCUUGAAUCACAAGCUGGAAAGACAGGGUUUGGUAUGCCACGUAGAACAUAUACUCCAUAUGUUGAUGAUACCCAUGAAGAUUUACCAGCUGAGUUAACUCGUGAUCCAGAAGUUCCAUUUUGGUCAGGUCAAAAAGAAUCAGAUUUUGCUUCACAAUGUGGUAUGGGAGCUUUUGGAACACCACGUGAUGUCAGAGGAGAAUAUGUCAGAAGACUUUGGUAA
Strongyloides ratti is the source of this 1161-nucleotide messenger RNA. Its product is annotated as Calponin repeat-containing protein. The record is from RefSeq and is a predicted model, not a curated record. The transcript has 2 exons. Bases 1 to 1161 code for a protein of 386 amino acids. Lineage: Eukaryota; Metazoa; Nematoda; Chromadorea; Rhabditida; Strongyloididae.